ACUGUUUCCUGUAUGUCAAGACACGUGAAGGUCAGGAUAGCGUUGGCUCGGUGUAUACAGCAGUCAGAAAUUAGCAUUAAGAGAUUUUGUGCUGCGCUUUCUCUGCUGUUCUUCUAUCCAAUGGAUACUCAAGGCGUCGCGACAGAUCCUCAGCUGCAGCAGUUCAUCGAGAUCGAGUCUCAGAAGCAGCGGUUUCAGCAGCUGGUUCACCAGAUGACAGAAGUCUGCUGGGAGAAGUGCAUGGAUAAACCUGGUCCCAAGCUGGACUCCAGGACAGAGGUGUGUUUUGUAAACUGUGUGGAGCGAUUUAUCGACACAAGCCAAUUCAUCCUCAACAGACUAGAGCAAACUCAGAGGACUAGAGGAGCCUUUUCAGAGACCAUGACAGACUAGCCUUCAGCCAAUGAGGAAACCUACAUCAGCCAUUUAUCCAGGCUUUGACAUGCCAGUGUAAGAACUGAGAGGCAACAGGAUUCAGUUCAGUUCUCAAAGACAAAGUGCCUCAUUUUGCUCUCUUUAUUAUUUUGAAGGCGAUAUAAAUAUAUUCUAAUAUGAAAUGGAUGCACGUACAGUUCCACAACAAGAGCUGUUUUUCAUCACCGUAUUGACAUUUGCCAGUGUAAGACUUUGGUGUGAAGUCAAAUAAACAUCAUCUUAAAGAAAGGAA
Danio aesculapii is the source of this 667-nucleotide messenger RNA. It is a transcript of the gene timm8a, whose product is annotated as translocase of inner mitochondrial membrane 8 homolog A (yeast). The record is from RefSeq and is a predicted model, not a curated record. Lineage: Eukaryota; Metazoa; Chordata; Actinopteri; Cypriniformes; Danionidae. The transcript is spliced from 2 exons. The coding region runs from base 13 to 393 and encodes 126 amino acids.